UGUGACAAGGAGAAGAACCUGCUCCAUGUCACAGAUACUGGUGUAGGAAUGACCCGGGAAGAGUUGGUUAAAAACCUUGGUACCAUAGCCAAAUCUGGGACGAGCGAGUUUUUAAACAAAAUGACUGAGGCACAAGAAGAUGGCCAGUCAACUUCAGAACUGAUUGGCCAGUUUGGUGUCGGUUUCUAUUCUGCCUUCCUUGUAGCAGAUAAAGUUAUUGUCACGUCGAAACACAACAACGACACCCAGCACAUCUGGGAGUCCGACUCCAAUGAAUUUUCUGUAAUUGCUGACCCCAGAGGAAACACUCUAGGACGGGGAACGACAAUUACCCUUGUUUUAAAAGAAGAAGCAUCUGAUUACCUUGAACUGGAUACAAUUAAAAGUCUCGUGAAAAAAUAUUCACAGUUCAUAAACUUUCCUAUUUAUGUAUGGAGCAGCAAGACUGAAACUGUUGAGGAACCCAUGGAAGAAGAAGAAGCAGCAAAAGAAGAAAAAGAAGAAUCUGAUGAUGAAGCUGCAGUAGAAGAAGAAGAAGAAGAAGAAAAGAAACCAAAAACUAAAAAAGUUGAAAAAACUGUCUGGGAUUGGGAACUUAUGAAUGAUAUCAAACCGAUAUGGCAGAGACCGUCGAAAGAAGUGGAGGAGGAUGAAUACAAAGCUUUCUACAAAUCAUUUUCAAAGGAAAGCGAUGACCCCAUGGCAUAUAUCCACUUUACUGCUGAAGGGGAAGUUACCUUCAAGUCAAUUUUAUUUGUACCCACAUCUGCGCCACGUGGUCUGUUUGAUGAAUAUGGAUCUAAGAAGAGCGAUUACAUUAAGCUGUAUGUGCGCCGAGUAUUCAUCACAGACGACUUCCAUGAUAUGAUGCCCAAAUACCUGAAUUUUGUCAAGGGUGUUGUGGACUCAGAUGAUCUCCCCUUGAAUGUUUCCCGUGAGACUCUUCAGCAACAUAAACUGCUUAAGGUGAUUAGAAAGAAACUUGUCCGUAAAACCCUGGACAUGAUCAAGAAGAUUGCUGAUGAGAAAUACAAUGAUACUUUUUGGAAAGAAUUUGGUACCAACAUCAAGCUUGGUGUGAUAGAAGACCACUCAAAUCGAACACGUCUUGCUAAACUGCUUAGAUUCCAGUCUUCUUAUCAUCCAAGUGACAUUACUAGUCUAGACCAGUAUGUGGAAAGAAUGAAGGAGAAGCAAGACAAAAUCUACUUCAUGGCUGGGUCCAGCAGAAAAGAGGCUGAAUCUUCUCCAUUUGUUGAGCGACUUCUGAAAAAGGGAUACGAAGUGAUUUAUCUCACAGAACCUGUGGACGAAUACUGCAUUCAGGCUCUUUCUGAGUUCGAUGGGAAGAGGUUCCAGAAUGUUGCCAAGGAAGGAGUGAAGUUUGAUGAAAGUGAGAAAAGUAAGGAGAGUCGUGAAGCAAUUGAGAAAGAAUUUGAGCCUCUGCUCAAUUGGAUGAAAGAUAAAGCCCUCAAGGACAAGAUUGAAAAGGCUGUGGUCUCUCAGCGCCUGACAGAGUCCCCAUGUGCCCUUGUGGCCAGCCAGUACGGAUGGUCUGGCAACAUGGAGAGAAUCAUGAAAGCCCAAGCAUACCAGACCGGCAAGGACAUCUCUACAAAUUAUUAUGCCAGCCAGAAGAAAACAUUUGAAAUUAACCCCAGACACCCACUGAUCAGAGACAUGCUUCGACGAGUUAAGGAGGAUGAAGAUGACAAAACAGUUUCAGAUCUUGCUGUGGUUUUGUUUGAAACAGCAACACUGCGGUCAGGAUAUCUUUUACCAGACACUAAAGCAUAUGGAGAUAGAAUAGAAAGAAUGCUUCGCCUCAGCUUAAACAUUGACCCUGAUGCAAAGGUGGAAGAAGAACCAGAAGAAGAACCUGAAGAAACAACAGAGGAUACCGCAGAAGACACAGAGCAAGACGACGACGAAGAAAUGGAUGCAGGAGCGGAUGAGGAGGAACAAGAAACAGCAAAGAAAUCUACAGCUGAAAAAGAUGAACUGUAAAUUACACUGUUGCCGUUUGGAUCCCGUAUGAAGAAGGAAUGUGAAAUUUCAGUCAUUUCUUUUGGGAGAGACUUGUUGUGGAUGCUCCCCCCAGCCCCCUUCUCCCCCGCACUGUCAAAUGUUGGGAUUUUGGGUCACAGGAAGAAGUGGGUUUUUUAGUUGAAUUUUUUUUUAACAUUCCUCAAAAUUAAAAU
This is a messenger RNA of Lagenorhynchus albirostris (white-beaked dolphin), 2201 nucleotides long. RefSeq names its product endoplasmin-like. Gene Ontology annotation, biological process: protein folding. The record is from RefSeq and is a predicted model, not a curated record. The transcript has a single exon. Gene Ontology annotation, molecular function: ATP-dependent protein folding chaperone; ATP hydrolysis activity; ATP binding. NCBI's taxonomy places the organism in Eukaryota, Metazoa, Chordata, Mammalia, Artiodactyla, Delphinidae. The annotation marks the transcript as partial.